Molecule: messenger RNA, 8682 nt
Organism: Paracoccidioides brasiliensis Pb18
Exons: 4
Coding region: 1-8682 (2893 amino acids)
Source: RefSeq, a predicted model, not a curated record
AUGGCAGUCUGGAGCCCAACUACGGUCUUCGUAGCUCUCUUCCUCAUCUACCUCACCUCCUUCAUCUUCCUCGCCAUCAUUCGCAUCGCGACCGGCAUUUCGAUACAACGAAUCGGCUACUUCUCCCUCCGCCGCAUUGGAUACUCUCCAAAGGAAGGAGUUAAGAUCAGUAUCCGUCAGCUGGGCCUAUCGAUCCAUCGACCGUCGUUUGCGCAACCUACUUACAUAAGCGUGAAGUUGCGGGAACUGGCAGUAACCAUUGACCUGCCGGCUCUGAACAGCCACCAACGUGAUGCAAAGAAAAGGACACUGGCAGAGGAAUCUGAUGAUGUUUCGGAAAAGGAUGAUGUGUUGGGUGCCGGUUUUCAACCGGGACCCUACCACAAGACACGGAGUAAGGCCUGGAAAAUGCUGACGAUGUCCAAGGAAUGGAUUAAAAUCCUUCAUAGACAGAUACAAUGGCUGGCGAUAGUGGAUGUUGUGGCUACAGAUACGAUCCUUAAGGUUGUGGAUGCUGGGGAGAUUCAGAUCGGAGGACUCACAAUGGCUGUUGACACCAGGAAGAAAAUGAUGGCGAGGGGCAGGCUGUUCCGGCACAAGAAGGAUCCGCAUGGGGACCGACGACCGGCGGAAUGGAUUUUCAAUGUUCGGAAUAUUAUGCUUGCUGUCGAUGACUGCGAAGCAGUGGAAAUAUUAGACAACCUUGGCCUGACCAUCCAUGGCAUUCUCCACAAGGAUCUGGAAGGACUGAGGGACGUUUCGAUUGCCGUAAAGGCUGGGAGACUUCAUGUUCCGUACGAUGACUUGGUAAAACUGGGUACGCGUAUGAAGGAAUCUCUGCCGAUUCAAAAGAAUGCAGCUGGCGAACUAACAGGCGAUGGGAUAUCUUCUGAGGACACUGUGCAGGAACUGUCUCAGCCGGGUAGUCGUCAAGAAGCAAUUUUCCAGACCGUUACCGAUUCUAGGGAGUUUCUUAGUUCGUUGUUGCGUGGAAUACAGGAAAUACAGGUAGCACUGAGUUUCUUCCGUCUAUCCCAGGUUGUGCAGACAGUACAGCCUCAAAGACCGCUAUAUCUCAACGUUGUCACUCACGAAGUUGGGAUUGAUUUGCAUCGGAUGGAUCCCAAUCGUCCUGCACAUCGCAUGUACUUUCAACGAGAUGACAUCGCCCAUCAGGCUCUUUUAGCCGCGAUAUCAUUGUCCGUUUCCCUCGAUGAUAAUAUUGGACAGACCGAUAAAAUCCUGUACGUCCCCAUGGCUACGACUACCAUUAAGACCACUUUUCCUUCCAAAACCGUAUCCUACUCAGAGCACAGAGGGGUUGCUGAACGCAAUACCAAUGUCUUAUUUGCCAAUCUUGUUGUGACAUCCCCAUCAAUCGAUCUUGAGCCAAAACAUUUGUCCCAAAUACGAGAUAUCCUGCAGAGGACAAAACCACGUUCCCGAAGCAAAGUCCGAAACAAUCACGUUCUCAUCUCUCAUAUUCUACCAAAAGCGAGUAUUAAGUUAUCAAUACAUGAACCAGUCCUUCGCUUUGUUCUUCCUUCCCCCGAAACAGGCAAGGAUAACAAUUACAAUCUACUUAUUUCUUCCAUAUCGUCGAUUUCACUGGAUAUCGAAUCUUCACAUUCUGCUGAAGACGGAAUCCACUAUUCUCUAUCUUCCAUUUACCGGGUAGCUUCACACCAACUUUACUAUCAGACUUUCUCUGGAAACAAGCAUCGACUGUUAGCCACACAGACGAUGGAAGUAAAUAUCCAUCUCAAUGCAACCCCCGAAGUUUGCGUCGUUGCUUCGGGGACUUUGAACACCUUCUCCAUACAUCUGGUUAGUGGGGAAGUUAGCCGUGGUGUGAACCAGGUGGUCGAUCAGUUCCAUUCUCACUUUCAACCAAAAAAGCUAUCUUCUCUCGAGGCCAACCAUCCAAGCUUCUUCAGGCGUUUACCUCCAUGGCUUCUCCAAUUUCAGUUCGAGGCCUCCGGCUUCAGCGUUGAGGUUGCCGGAAUCGACAAUACCAUCGGGACGACUACUCGUGGUAUGGUUUUACAGCUUCAAGGAUGGACGGCCGAUUAUGAAUCGCAAAAAGCAGAACCGAAUCGAAGAUCUGUCAAACGUCGAACACCAAGUCAUUCCGCCAGUUCAGACGACCAUUCCUUCCGAUUUGCCUCAUCAUCCCCUUCUCGAAAGUCUCAGCAUGGCCCGGCCGAUGGACGACGUCUGGUAUUCCAUGUUCGCGGUCUGGAAGGAUUUGUGAUAGAGUCAGCCGACUUCAUGGAGCCGGAAUCGUUUGUAUCUGUACCUCGCUUCGAAGUGGCAUUAAGUACGUCAAGUGACCUACAGGGCCCGAUAUUUCAUAUCAAUUCUACAGUCAAGUCGAUAUACCUCGACUGUUCCCUCUACCAGAGCUAUGCUGUUGGCAUCGCUGUUUCAGUAUUACGGGAUGCCCUUUUGCGACCAACGACUAAACCUACAACCACUACUUCGCCGACGAAGAUUGUUCCCGUCAAAUUCCCCAUUAAUCCUUCAUCCGCUGAGAUUAUUACAGUUGAUGUUAAAGCAUCGUUGAUUCAGGUAAAAUGUUUGAUGCCGGCAGACCCCUCAAUGAUGCUUCAAAUAUACGGAUUUGCUGCCGGUCGUCACCGAUGGUCUGCCCCCUUUAUGCGAUCACAACUUAUUCGGCUUCACGCUGAAGCUCCAAAGUUAAAAGGCGCGUGGGCUCGAGUCGUGAGUGUAAAUAAUAUUCGUGUGGGAUUACGGGAAUCGCAACGCAGACCAGACGGGACAGUUAUUGAAGAAAAGUCUAUUGAUAUUUCUACCGAGUUCAUACGACUUGCUGUACCCCAUCAGAUGAUAAUGUACCGAAUAUUCGAUAACUUCAUCAAUACCGCAAAAUCUGUGCAGCAGCUAAAUCACCGCUUCAAGACGAGGACGAAUGAGUACGUCCUGGAGAAACAUCCUGAGGGUCCCAAGCAUGUUCCCCGCAUAUCGCUUCGCAGCAAAGCUUUGCUCUUUGAACUGGAAGAUGACGCUUUCGAAUGGAAGAUAGGAAGCAUCUAUCGUCUUGGCCUAUUGGAACAGAAGCAACGUCUGGCUCGGGAAGAGGCAUUCCGCAUGAAGUCCAGGAGAUUAGAGGAACUUCAGCAACGGCAGGCAUCGUCUCGAUACCGGACGCAGUCGAUCAACGGUAUCCCAACUCGUUCAACGGCACGCUCGAGGAAGAGCAAUGAGGAUGUGAGAAGAAGUAAAAGUGCUGAUGGGCGGAGACCGCACACCAGAUCACAACCGAGAGGCAGGAGGCCAAACCGUGCCGUACGAUAUAAUCCGGAAGGUGUACCAGCAAUUUCUGACUCAUUCAAGGUAUCCUCCAACGAAGCGUGGUUUAAACUACAAGAACACAAUGCCCGGAGUUGGAAAAUGAGUAUUGACAAUAACAUGCGUUUUCAAAACACCGCAAUCAAAGAAAUUCGACUUAUGUUUUCUGGCGCAGACGAACCACCGGAAGACAUGCAAGACGAUGAAAACAUCCUUUCAGUUCCCGAUAGACCUGGUCUCCUUUCAGCCCUGAUUAGUGAUGUGCAUCUUGUUAUCGAUAAACCUUCAUUCCCUAUUGACGAAUACCCCAUUUUCCUCCAUAGAAUAGGAAAAGGCAUGCCCCUAGACAUGAAAUAUUCUCUGCUGAUACCCAUGAAUGUUCAGUUGGAUAUGGGCGAAGCCCGAGGAAACCUACGCGACUACCCUCUAGAUCUAAUACACAUCCCCGCCCUACGCGCUGGUCAAUCCUCUCGCCUCCCAAGUUGGUCUCUGCGCACUGAUUUUGUAAUCGCCGAAGAGUUCCGUGACUAUGAGUCCUCACGCCAUGUGAUAGUUAACGUUGUGCCACCAAAUGAAGUUGCAGAUGGUGUCACCAAUCCUGGAUUUUCGAUCGAUGUUAGACGAACGGUGUCGCCAGUCAAAACGUAUUCCGAUGCCAUUAUUGAAAUAAAUACAAAUCUGCCCACUAGUAUAUCGUGGGGAAUGUCCUAUCAGCCGGUCAUACAGGAUAUGAUGAAAAUCAUAGAGGGCUUUUCAAAGCCGGAGAUUGAUCCUUCGGAGCGUGUUGGGUUCUGGGAUAAGAUUCGGUUAAGUUUCCAUUCUAGAAUAAAUGUGGUUUGGAAAGGGGAUGGGGAUGUCCAUUUGCGGUUGAAAGGUUCUCGCGACCCAUACGUAGUCACUGGAUUUGGAGCAGGUUUCGUAAUGUGCUGGAGCAAAGAUGUGCAAUGGGAAAUACACACGAGAGAUGACCCGAGAGAGUUCAUGGCAGUUACAAGCGGUGAAUACGUUCUUGCCAUUCCAGAUUAUAGCCAUCAGGCCCGAAACUCGUACGAAGUGACGUUAGAUUAUGGGUCUACUUCGUCCAGGUGUAUCUCGAAGGAUUGUGCGUUGUUCAAAAAAGUGAUAAUGAAACUCUCGGGAAAUGUCCGGUGGCUUUCCGGCCUGGUUUUCGAACGAAACGUCGAUGGUUCGGAACGGUCGUUUGUGUUUAAGCCGCAUUAUGAUGUGGUUUUGAAGAAUCCACGGUACAUAAGUCCUGACGAACUAAAAGAUUAUGACGCUUUCCGUGGAUUCCGAAGUAACCAUAUUCAUUUGUCGCUCGCUAUUGUCGCACCAGUAAGUCGGGUUUGGUCCGUAUCGAAUCGUGAACCAUCAACUAGCUACAAUACUGUCCAUUUGACUCCAAGGUUCUUCACACAUUUUUUCAGCUGGUGGUCACUGUUUUCAGGGGUCAUGUCAUUGCCAGUUCGUCAAGGUUCUCUCUGGCCUGAGUUGACCAAGAUAAGCAAAAAAUUUGGCCGCCAUCUGGCAACUGUCAAGUAUAAUCUAUUUCUCUCGCCAUUGUUUGUGGCGCAUAUUUACAAACACAAGGAUGCCCAUGAUUACGGUGAAGACAUGGCGUCCGCAACCGGAAUAAAGGUUCGCCUUGACAGCUUUAUGUUGGACCUCCAUCAACGGAGGGAACAGGUCAAUGUGAUGGUGAAAGGUCGUUCGAAACAGACAAAGGCAAGCGAAAUGCGAAUCAAUAGAGCCCAGCUGGAUUUUAUAUCCGCUGAUUUCAGGGCAGUAUCCGUUUCCAUUGCGGGAACAAACCCGGAAGAGGGAAACGUGGCCAGCGACAUCUUGUCCGCUUAUCAACAACCAGUCCCUCCCGCCGAUCUAUCCCGGUUCACAAUCCCUGAUAAAGACCUCAACUGGGUUGACAUGGAUGAUUUUGUGGAGGUUGACUGGAUGCUUCCCUCAGAAUCAAAUCCUCGCACUCGAAUUCUCCCUCUUGCAUACUCUCCCCGAUUUUCUUAUUUCCGACAAACGGACCAUGAGGAACGGAGUGUUGAUGAGACCGGAUACAGUCCGUUUGGAGACGAGCCGUCACAUUACUGUGUGAUGUCGCAAGAUAAUGAUCCACGAAGAGUCCAGAUGGAGUUGAUCAAAGAACGACUUGAUAUGAUUGACGCACAAAUAGCUGCUCAUAAUCGGAUGAUUGGAGAGCAGGAACUGCGAAUUGUUCGAGAUAGCCAAGCUGCAGAUGGUAUGAAGAGCCAGUUUGAACUCUUUGUCAGACAGGGUGAAUCGUUACAGAGACGGAGAAAGUUCUUGGUUUCUGGGCUUCGCCGCCUUGAAAAACAUCUCGCCGGCGAUGCAGAGCCGAAUGGCCUAGGAAGUGAAAGUAUCCACAGCAGGCCAGCUUCGGAAUCAGAACCAUUUGCCUCGUCCGAAAAUGGAAGUAAUGAUGCUGAUAUAGAUGGCCUCUAUGCUUCACCGGACGAUGAGUUCAUCAGCGAUUUUGAUAAUCGCUUCAUCAUCCAUAACAUCCAAUUGAAAUGGAACAACUCACUCCGGAACAUCAUUCUUCGAUAUAUUCAUCAGGUAAACCAGAGACGAGGAUUUGUUUACUACAUGUCUCGACGUGCGGUGAAGUUUAUUCUCGAUAUUGUGGAGGAGCAAGGGAAAUCAAAACUGCGGCCUAGAGAGGCGGGUAAACAGCCGCCCACUCCGACUCCGUCGCAAGAACACGAGGGACAUGAUGGCGACGAUGACAUUUCCAUCGAAGAUCGUAUCGAGCAACUUCUUGGCAAUGCUAAUCAAUUUUUUAAGGCUGACGACUCGACGCCUAAAGCAGCUAGACGGCGAUCUUCGGUAGUGGACGGUGCUGAAAAAAUUGCUCCAGACUUCACACCACAAAAUAGUUACCAUCUCCGCCUUAUCGCGCCGCAGAUUCAGCUUCAAAGUGAGAAGAACAAGAAAGCUGUCGCUCUCAUCACUGCCAAAGGCAUGCAGUUGAAAGUUGUCUCAAUAAUGGAUAAACAUCGUGUAUCUGAUGAUGUUUCCGGCUUGGUACAACGUCGAUUCACUCUGGAUAUGGACAGCGCUCAAUUCUUUGUUACUACCCAGGAGAGUCUGUUCAAACAUCUUCAUUUAUAUUCUGGUAAUAGGUACGGAAAUGCGCCAGGGUCUGCGUGGCCUCCAUGGGUGUCCCUGGAAGGUAUGGUUGAUUUCGACCUGGAGCCAUCUGGCUUUUCAAGAAUUAUCCAGAAAACGUCCGCAAGCCUCAGAUAUGACAAGUACAAUACUCUGCGAUUGAAGUACAAUGAAAAGAUUGCAAGUGGUGAUGAUGACAGCAAGGUGCACCUUCCAACAAGCAACGAGAACCGGAUGGAUCAAAUCAUGGUCGAGUUUUCCCAUGUACGCGCAAUCUGCGAUUCGGAUCAGUACUAUUCCAUGUACAUCAUCGUGCUCGACCUAUUGCUCUGGAAUGAGCCACUUGAAAAAGUGCGGAGCGAGAAGCUGGAGAAGAUCAUGCUUGCAUCAGAUUUCAGUGACCUAAGAGGUGCUCCUCAACUGGUGAGCCGGCUGCAGCAACGGAUACGACAACUUGAGGAAAUUAAAAACGUUUUCCAAAUCCAAGCCAAGUAUCUUGACGUUCACGGUUGGCAAGAUCGUGUCGCCCUGGAGAGAGAUUUGACACAUUGUGAGGAUGAAUUGUUCUUUAUCAUGAAAGCUAUCACGACAUCACAGCGCAAGAAUGAAGAACGAGCAACGUCGCAAUCUAGUGGAGUAUUGAGGUGGGCCUUGUCUGCUUCCGAGAUCGUAUGGCAUCUCAUGACGAGUCCCAAGGACCCUCUUGUGGAAUUUCAACUGCGGAACGCAACGUACGCGCGAACCGACAACAUCGACGGGUCGAACCGUAAUACAAUUGAGAUUCAGCGAAUAAACGGUCUCAAUCUUCUCCCCAGUGCUCUCUAUCCGCAAAUGAUUGUACCGUACGUCAAUGAGCACCGAAGACCGCCGCAAAGUGAGGAUGACAAUAUGCUUAGGGUUGAUUGGUUCAUGCUGGAAGCUGUUGCUGGUAUACCCGUCCUGAACCAUUUCGAAGUGACAUUGUUUCCCCUUAAGGUCCAGCUGGAGAGAGAGCUUGGAAAGAAACUGUUCGAAUACAUUUUUCCUGGGAUGGGCUCAAACGCCUUUGAAAAUGGGGCCUUUUCACCGUUUGUGAUAAAGCAUAUGCGGCCUCUGGGUGAAGAAUCGGGGAGUGAAGAUGAUGAGAGUAUCGCACCUGUCACUCCAGCCAGUAGUAUUGCAAGUUCCUCGAAAGAUGAUUCUCAAGCAUCCACUUUAGGCCCAGGAUCCAUAGAGUUGCGUCUAAAACCUACUCUUUCGCUAGCGGACCAUCGCCCUUCAGGUUCCCCGUCUAAACGGAUCAGAGGCCUCGAGAUGACUCCCCUCCAUCGAGAGCCGGUCCGGCAACUAACUCCUGACGAAGGACCAUGUUCGGCUUCUCGCCCUUCGACAAGUCGUAUACCGAAGAAAGCAUCUACUGAUAGUCUCCGUCCUGGGAGCGGGCAGCAAUCUGAGAUAUCAUUAGUGAGCAAUCAAAGCGUAAUCGGAUCGGAAGGGAAGCCCAAGAAAUUCGGUUUACAGAGGUCCUCUGCCAAGCCUAACAUGGCAAAAGGCGAUAAGGCCUCUGACGAUCUAUCGCAAAUGGUGUCUCGUGCUUCCAACUUUAUGACCCUGGCGCAUGUUAAAAUCAACGAUGUCGUUCUUUGCCUGAGUUAUCAGGGAAAAGGGGAGCGCAACAUUGAAGAUGUCCAUGAUUUUGUCUUCAGGCUGCCCGUGCUUGAAUAUCGAAACAAGACCUGGUCAAACCUUGACCUCGCCCUUCGACUCAAGAAAGAUGUUAUUAAAGCUCUCAUCUCCCAUACACCAGCAAUCCUCGGAAACAAAUUUUCCCACCAUCGCCCCACGAAGCAACAACAAAGACGUCUUCGAGAACUCGCCUCCUCAUCUCAAGUUCUUAGUGUGACCGACAUUGGCCAAGAGAUACCCACUGCGCCAUCGUCAGAUGGAGGAGGUAGUGUCAUCAGCCACAGCUCUGCUAGCGAAAGAUCUGAAUCCCCGCCCCGUCGUUCCUUCACUUCAGCUGCUUCACCCCUUGGCCGAUCAAACUCGGUGUCAUCCAGUGGGGCUGCUUCUUCACCGAAUCUCCCCGUAGCAUCAGACUCACGGUCCGCCAAAAGUGACCACAUUUGUAGUCGCGACGAUGGCAAUCACCUAUUCCGUGAUAGAGUCUCGAGACAAGUGGCGGGCGACCAACGAUCUGUCAACCAAAGGAAUGGCAAUGGCCAUGAUAAUGACGUGCCAGAUGAAGGGUGA